AUGGCUGCCGUAGAUAUCCAUAUCAAGCUCAACACUGGCGCUGAGAUCCCGGCAUUGGGCCUGGGAACAUGGAAGGCCGCACCCGGAGAGGUUGCCAACGCGGUAAGCCACGCUAUUAAGGUGGGCUACCGUCAUAUUGAUGCUGCUCUUUGCUACGGCAAUGAGAACGAGGUUGGUCAGGGUAUCAAGGAGGCCAUCGAUGCCGGUAUUGUUGAGCGCGAGGAUCUGUUCGUGACCACCAAGCUGUGGUGUACCUACCACUCUAAGGUCGAGGAGGGAAUUAACCAGAGUCUGAAGAAUCUUGGUCUGGAAUAUGUGGAUCUAUACUUGGUUCACUGGCCCUUGGCUAUGAACCCCAAUGGCACCGACCCUAUCUUCCCCAAAUUGCCAGAUGGCUCCCGGGAUAUUGAUCACAGCCACUCUCACGUCACUACCUGGAAGAGCAUGGAAAAGCUUAUUGGCACCGGAAAGGUUCGGGCCAUUGGUGUUUCCAACUACAGUGUUGAGUACCUUGAGAAGCUUCUGGCCGAGGCUGAAAUCACUCCUGCCGUCAACCAAAUCGAGAACCAUCCAUCUUUGCCCCAGCAGGAGAUCGUCGACUUCUGCAACCAGAAGGGUAUCCAUAUUACCGCUUACAGCCCCCUUGGUAGCACCGGUAGCCCAUUGUUUACUGCUGAGCCCAUUGUGGCCGUUGCAGAGAAGCGAGGCGUGACUCCUGCAUCCGUUCUGCUGAGCUGGCACGUGGCCCGUGGUUCCUCCGUUCUCGCCAAGUCCGUUACUCCUUCUCGUAUCGAGGCCAACCGCAAGGAUCUGAUCAAGCUGGAUGCUGAGGAUGUCGCUACUAUCAAGAAGUACUCCGACUCUUUGGCUGCCACCAACUCUUUCGAGCGAUAUGUUUUCCCUGCCUUUGGCGUGACCUUUGGGUUCCCGGACAAGCAGUAA
Messenger RNA from Penicillium malachiteum, 942 nucleotides. Its product is annotated as putative glycerol dehydrogenase. Gene Ontology annotation, molecular function: aldose reductase (NADPH) activity. Lineage: Eukaryota; Fungi; Ascomycota; Eurotiomycetes; Eurotiales; Aspergillaceae. The transcript has 3 exons. Gene Ontology annotation, cellular component: cytosol. The record is from RefSeq and is a predicted model, not a curated record. Bases 1 to 942 code for a protein of 313 amino acids.